Molecule: messenger RNA, 2005 nt
Organism: Lepisosteus oculatus (spotted gar)
Lineage: Eukaryota; Metazoa; Chordata; Actinopteri; Semionotiformes; Lepisosteidae
Gene: gpr190b
Product: G protein-coupled receptor 190b
Biological process (GO): positive regulation of cytosolic calcium ion concentration; inflammatory response; phospholipase C-activating G protein-coupled receptor signaling pathway
Cellular component (GO): plasma membrane
Molecular function (GO): complement component C5a receptor activity; G protein-coupled receptor activity
Source: RefSeq, a predicted model, not a curated record
UCUGUCUGAGCUGUUCCGGCUCCUCAUUGCAUAGAGGUUUUUGCCAACUUCCUCAGCCAGCUGACUGUCAGUGUCUCUCAGCACUCUGGUCUUCUCACAAUGCAGCAGUCCAACAGCACAGCCUCUAAUCACACCCAGGGAGCUGUGGCCCCCAGUGUUGUCCUGGGGCUCUGCGUGCUGGUGGGGGUCCCCGGCAAUGCUGUGGUGAUCUGGGCUUUGCUCACCAAGCUGAGGAGAGUCACCUUCACCGUGAAGCUCAUGCUGAACCUGGCCAUCACCGACCUCCUCACACUCAUCACCCUGCCCUUCUGGAUCUACGCCUUGCUGGCCACCUGGGUGUUUGGAAGCGGCCCAUGCAAGUUCCUGUCCUAUAUCAUCUACUGCAGCAUGUACGCCAGCGUGCUCAGCGUCACCCUGAUGAGUGUGCAGCGAUUCAUCAUGGUUCUGUACCCUCAGGCCAAGCUGUGGCUGCGCCGCAGGGGGGAGAACGCUGUGCUCCUGGGGAUCUGGGCCCUCGCCAGCCUCUUCGCCAGCCCCAUAAUCAAAGUCCGGGACGUGGUGGAGGACAGCAACUUGCAGAAGAAGUGUUUGCCCAGGACAUACAGUUCAGACAGCGAGAGAGUGGUGCUCCUGUUGCUGGAGACACUCCUGGGGUUCGUCAUCCCUUAUUCCAUCCUGACCACCUCUUACAUCUGCCUCACCAGGAGGGUGAAGCAAACUACCUUCGCCAGCAGCACGAGGCUGGAGAAGGUGGCCACUCGGAUCGUGGUGGCCUUCUUUGUCUUUUGGCUCCCCUGCCACGUUUUCAAUGUGCUCAAAGUCUGCGCCAUCCUCCUGAAGACUUCCAAUAUGGACGCAUCUGCAAAGCUGGAGAGUGUGUGGGAGGCAGGCAACGAUGUAGCAGGAUCUCUGACGUUCCUCAACAGCUGCCUCAACCCGUUCCUGUACGCCUUUGCCUCACGUAGCCUCUGGAAAGACGCCCAGGAGAAGGGUGUGCUCACAGCGCUUUGUCUUUGCAAUGGUGACCAUUUCAGCCAACAAGAUGAGAUGACCUAGUACAUCCAGGUGCUUCUCUGCAGUCUGUUUCAUUUGGAGGUUUAGUAAACCAAAGGUAGUAAAUCUUUUGUGUAUUUUAGAUUUCAUGAUUACUUUUUAUUGAAAUAAAUCUUAAGCUAAAUCUUAUGUUUAAUAGAAUAGAAACAAUUGAAACAGGAAAGCUAACAGUAAAGUAUAUAAUCCCAGUGUUAAAUAUUACUGCUCCAUUAAAGAGAAAUUGGUUAUUUAAGUAAAUUCUGGAUAGAUGGCACAUUUAAUUCUCUUACAACUUUGUCUUUCGCCUGAUUUGCUGGCGGCCUGAGAGGUGUUGCUGUUAAACUCUGUGUGGAUAUCUCACCACACAACAGAGGGGUGAGACUGAGUGCCUGGAGCAGGUUGGUCUGUGUAGACACUUUUUUGCUGCUAUCUUUUGUCUUAAACACUGUUAGAAACUAGACCAGAAGUAAAUGCAUAGGGUUGAUUGUGUUUUUUGUUUCCUGCAUUUAGGCUUUGACUGAUUUGGGUUGGAUUGCUAACUGAUUUCCAAAAUGCUGUAUUGUUGUCUUGAAAACAAUUUGCAUAUUGUUUUAUCUUUACAUUUGCAAGUAACUGUAACCUGAGCAAAAGUGAAUUAGAUCUUUGUUGCUUUUUCCUCAUAUUUUUAUCAUGUGAUUUUUUUACCUCCUUCAACAGAUUACAUUUUUUCCUCUUCCCUUUUUGUUUUUUUCUUUUUUGAAAAUUAUGGAAAUCUGGACUACAAGCUUAACAAUAUUAGUGUUACUAACGAUGGAAGAGGUUAUUGUUUUUACUGCUGUUAGUUUCUUACCAGCCUAAUACUUUAUGAACUGUCUGUUUAAUGAGCAAAAGGAAAGAAAUACAGCUAUCAAAGAUAUUAGCAUUUAAGAUGAAUGUUUUCCUGAAUUGUAUGUUCCACUGAUGUAUCCCGUGAAGGAAUAAAACAUAUACAGUA